UCGUGUUUGAGGCUUCGGCGAUGGGAGACACCACUUGCUCAGCUAUCAAGAUCAAACAAGAGAGUAAAGAGGAAUUGGCGGAUGAAGUUUUAUCAGAGGCUCCAUACCAAACUGUCACCCAGGCUGCGCUAACUACCAUCGGACCAUCAAUAUUAGAUACCCAAUCAGGCCAGUCAGAUCAGCCAGUGCGGUUGGUUGUGAUAAAGAAGGAGCGUUGCAGCGAUUAUGGACCUUUACUAAUCAAAAGCAAUCAAAAGGAGCCUACAUCUGGUCGUGUUCUUUCGGCUAUGCCGUUGGUCAUUGUUCCAGUGAGCCCGGAGGGCCCAGCUCUGGGGGCAGAUGCAAAGUCAAGUGGUGGUCCAAUCGUAACCUCUAUAUUAAACUCAUCAAACAAGGUCAUCCAGCCUGUUGUAUUGACAGGCACCCUUAGACAACCCCUGUCUACAAGCCUUACCGUAAUCCAACCAAGAACUCUGAACGAAGCGCCUAUAGCAACGUCUCUAAAAGUAGAUGCCCGCCUUCUUACUUGCGAUCAAAAAGCUAAUGGCACAAUUAAGGGAGUCAGUCAAAGGAAGCAGGUCUUUCCACGUCAAGUGAAACCUCUAUCGACUCGAAGGAGUCAGUUUCAAACGAGUAUAGAUAACGCGUCCGUAGCGGUAACGGGCACCUCAAGCAGCGUCACCACCGCGGCUGGACAAACUUCCCUGGUACAUAAUGCACAACUGAAGCCAGUACCCAUAAAGGUUGUUACUAUCAAUUCAAAUGGUUUUCGUUCAGUUCAGUAUAGCACGCCUAAAGCCUUACGGCGUCAAGUGGACCCAAAUAUUUCGCAAGCGUCUGCAAACUCUGUUGUGUUACUCCCAUCAAGAAAAAUCCCUAUACAGAGAUAUCCUUGUAGGAUGAUGUCAUCAAUAGCAUCGGUACCGAUCUCGAAUCAAUCUGUAACGGAGAUCGAUGUUCCGAAGCCAGUGCCGUCAAAGACUAGAAAAAGCUUCUUGUCAGAUUGUCCAGAAAAAUUAUCAGAGAGUACGUUAGCCAAAUCCUUGGACCUUGAAAGGAUCGUUGAGUUUGAGCCAGAAGCUAACGUGGUGAGUACACCGAACACACCUUCGGUUACAUUUACAGAAAAAGACGAGUUUAAAGGACUAAUCGAAUUCGAGCCGGAGCUUUUCGACGUUGAAGCUGAAAGCGUGGACAAUACUACGGUACUGGACUAUCCCGUCGCGAGAGAUGACAGCGAAAGGAGAACGAGUAAAAACACGCGACGAGGAUCACGCAAACGCGUAGUUCAACAGCCUCCGGCUAUAUUGCCCCCGCCGAGCCUAACGCCAAAUGGAAUCAGUCAAUCUGGUCUGGUACGGCCGGCAAACGGCGCGAAACAGCGAGCUCGUGCCACUGGAGAGUAUAUCUGUGAAUUCGAAAACUGCGGUAAAGUCUUUAUUCGAAAGCAGAACUUGCGUGAUCAUUGGCGUGUCCACACGAAUGAUCGCCCUUACAAAUGCAACUUUUGUGGAAAGGCUUUCAAGCAGGCCUCGCACGUUAUCGAUCACCAACGUUUGCAUACGAAAGUCAAGCCAUUCCUCUGCCGAGUUUGUGGGGCCGGUUUUGUUCAGGCAGGCCAGCUUAACAAUCAUAUCCGGAAGCAUACAACCGAUAAACGUCGCCCCUUCAAAUGUCCACAUUGCCCAUUCGGAGCAGCCAUACAGGAAGCCAUCGACGCACACGUCCAUGAAGCCCAUGUACUUCCUGCUGUAGAUAAUUCAAAUCGUUCUCCGUUAGACUGCCCGCUAUGCAUUUACCGUGCAGUAACCAAACAAGAUCUGGAUGAUCAUAUGAGUCGGCACGUUCAUCUACGGAAGUUUAGCUGCCCCUAUUGUGAAUACAGGGCUCAUACAAAGAGCCGUCUAGACACACAUUUGUUAUUACACACAGGUGAAAAACCUCAUCCGUGCAGCGUGUGCGGUCGACGAUUUCGGCAAAAGAGUCAAAUGGAGACUCAUUGCGCAAGUCAACAUCAGGAUCACGUUAAGACGAAACUCAGUAAAAGGAAGAUGGUCACAGAGGACAGAAAAAUUGGCCACGGGUUUGACGUCGGCGCAAACGAUGCAAGGAUAGAAGUUGUAUCCGACGAAGAUAUAGAUGUAAAACCAAUUAUACUGGAUGAAGUCAUACCUCCUUCUAAAUGAUUGAAACUUUGUGAUAGUAGUCAUUUUCGUCCACUUCAUUAUUAUUGUCACUGAACAACCUGUUGUUGCAAAAUAUCAAGACGUUAUUAAGGCAUUGAUUGAAUCUACAGAGUAUUGUCCCCUAUGUACGACCCUGAUAAACAGAAAAAAACGCAUUUUCACGCUCUCUUAAUUUUCCCACUUUUUAUUUUAUUUUAUUUAACUAGUUGCGUAAACGUAUAGUUAUUUAAACGCGAAAGUAAAGGUAAUACCAACUUCAACUAUCUGCGCUUGUCAGUUGAAUGACAACAACGGCAAAACGUGAUGAACAACAAGUAACACAUAUGUCUACUAAGUAACCCGUUUGUUUCUAAUUUUCAUAAUUUGGUUAAUUCUAACUGGUAGAAGCGUACCCUGGUACUUCCGAGACAGCCAAUGGCCGAUCAUCCACAUUUACCCUUUCAUUGUUACUGUUAUGUUAUAUAGAUGAUAUAUAUCGAAAUAAGCGGCACGUAUACUUUAGACGCGCUCAUAACGAAAUCGUUACGAGAAAGCUGAUUAUGAAGAUCUUUGUGAUAACAUGAUCAGAUUAGAGAAAGUAAGACAGAUAGAGAAACCCGUGGCGAACUCGGAUGUACGAAUCAAUAAUUAAACAAACGCUAGGUCAUUAAGAACGUCCUGCGAGCCUGUUCCCGAUGCGCAGCAAAGCGUUCUCAUGUUUAAUUGUGAUCCGUGCAUAUUCGCCUUCAUGUUAUUGUUAUUGCUGGUACUAACUGCGAUUUGUAUGUAAGUAGUUUUAGCCGCAUAAGAUAUAUGUAAUUUAUAUAGGCAGAUAUAAUCCUGUACAAGUGAAGACUCUAGCAUUGUUUGAGAUAUAGCUAAUAGAUGAUUAUAGUGUAAUUAAGUAAAAACCUUGUCUGAUUCCCAUAUGCCAUGUACAUACGUACGCGUUGUGUAUUACUGUGCAAUUCGCAGAAAAUUCGCUGUACUCAUGCGACGAAAAACGGAAGCAAUGAAAUUGACCGACCAAAGAAUGAACGAAAUCAGGCUGAUACUUUUAUAAUUUAGUGUACACACCCAUCCGUAUGUUUAGCGAAAAAAGCAUAUGUACGCGUGUGUUUAGAAACCUAGAAAAACCUGCGCGAAACCUUUCUGUAUUAAAGCUGAAAUAAAGUUGAGUAAAAAAUAAGA
This is a messenger RNA of Varroa destructor (honeybee mite), 3356 nucleotides long. RefSeq lists its product as uncharacterized. Gene Ontology annotation, molecular function: RNA polymerase II cis-regulatory region sequence-specific DNA binding; DNA-binding transcription activator activity, RNA polymerase II-specific. NCBI's taxonomy places the organism in Eukaryota, Metazoa, Arthropoda, Arachnida, Mesostigmata, Varroidae. The record is from RefSeq and is a predicted model, not a curated record. Gene Ontology annotation, cellular component: nucleus. Gene Ontology annotation, biological process: regulation of transcription by RNA polymerase II.